GCAAAACGGAAUCGUUCUGUUAUGCGCAAUAACUGCGCAGCGUUAUUCGCCUCCAACACAGAGUCCUCAGUCUGCAUGUUCAUGGGUGUGCCGACGAAUGUUUAGUCUGAAGAUUCGUUCUGACUGAACCUCCUUGUAGACGCACAUCAGCCGUCAUGAGUUACGCGAUGUCCACUACAGUUGCAGUCGGUGUUGGAGUGCUGCUGGUCUCAACAGCAGGUCUGCUGGGUUAUUAUUACUUUAACAGGAAAAGGAAACCACAGAUUACCCUGAUUGAUCCCUCUGAAAAAUACAAACUGAGACUAGUAGACAAAGAGAUCAUAAGCCACGAUACCCGCAGGUUUCGGUUCGCCCUGCCCAGCCCAGAGCAUGUUUUGGGUUUACCUGUUGGCAAGCAUGUUUAUCUCUCUGCCAGGAUUGAUGGUAAUUUGAUUGUGCGUCCUUACACACCAGUGUCCAGCGACGAUGACAAAGGAUUCGUUGACCUCGUUGUGAAGAUUUAUUUUAAGAAUGUGCACCCAAAGUUCCCAGAAGGGGGAAAGAUGUCCCAGUACUUGGAGAGUUUGAGGAUCGGAGAUGUGAUUGACUUCAGAGGACCAGGAGGUUUGCUGGAGUACAAGGGGCAAGGUCGCUUCGCUAUACAGGCCGAUAAGAAGGCCCCUGCUGAGACUAAGACUGCAAGAACGUUGGGUCUUAUAGCUGGAGGAACAGGCAUUACGCCAGUGUUGCAGCUGAUUCGUGACGUCAUCAAAAACUCAAGUGACACGACGACAUGCAGCCUGCUGUUUGCCAACCAGACUGAGAAGGACAUUCUGCUGAAGGAUGAACUGGAGGAGAUUCAGGCGAGGCAUCCAGAUCGCUUCAAACUCUGGUUCACAGUGGACAGAGCUCCUGCAGAUUGGGAGUACAGUCAGGGCUUCAUCAAUGCUGAGAUGAUUCAGGAGCACCUGCCUCCACCCAGUGAUGACUCUAUGAUUCUUAUGUGCGGUCCACCUCCCAUGAUCCAGUUUGCUUGUAAUCCCAACCUGGACAAACUGGGCUACCGGCAGAGCCAACGCUUCGUAUAUUAGACCGUUCUCAAUGCUCAGGGCCCAGACACAAAUUACUCCAAAGAUACUAAGUUGCACACAAUCGUAUUUAAGCAAAUAUGGCAUUACAAAUCUGAUCACGUAUAGCAAAUAUCCUUUUUGUGGACAGUAUAUAUUAAAUAUUAAAUGCUUAAGUGCUAGUCUGUCCAGAGGUAAUUUAUUCUUCAUUUUAAAUGCCUAUACUUCUAUAAUACGAUACAGAGACUGUCUACUGUAUCAAUGACAAUUGUAGCUUGAUGUGCCUAAAAGCUCACAAUAAGAUGCUGAUACUACAAAAAAAAUUCCCAAUUUAAUGCACUUAAAAAGGCGCCAGCGUGUUACAACACCUGCUUGCUGAAUUUAAUGCUGAAUAUUAUAAUUAAUGUGCCUGUGAGAGGUGACUGGCAUUCAUGUUUGAUGUAUGUUAUGAGAUGCAU
Sinocyclocheilus rhinocerous is the source of this 1504-nucleotide messenger RNA. RefSeq names its product NADH-cytochrome b5 reductase 3-like. NCBI's taxonomy places the organism in Eukaryota, Metazoa, Chordata, Actinopteri, Cypriniformes, Cyprinidae. Gene Ontology annotation, cellular component: mitochondrion. Gene Ontology annotation, molecular function: FAD binding; oxidoreductase activity. The record is from RefSeq and is a predicted model, not a curated record. Bases 156 to 1070 code for a protein of 304 amino acids. The transcript is spliced from 9 exons.